This is a messenger RNA of Mucor velutinosus, 342 nucleotides long. RefSeq lists its product as uncharacterized. The transcript has 2 exons. Bases 1 to 342 code for a protein of 113 amino acids. NCBI's taxonomy places the organism in Eukaryota, Fungi, Mucoromycota, Mucoromycetes, Mucorales, Mucoraceae. The record is from RefSeq and is a predicted model, not a curated record.
AUGAACGAUCAAUCUUCUGCUGUUGAUAUUCCAACUACUAGAACUACUCGCAUUCUUGCAACUACUACUCCUGAUGGCCAUACCAUGCUGAGCUCUACUAUCACGGAUGACCGUGGCCAACCAUUACGUCGUAAUAGUUUGACAUUCACAGAAUCUGGCAUUUCGCCAACUUACUAUACUUCAGGCGGCAAUAUGGUCCAAACAUCUCAUAAAGACGAUGCUCACAAUGUGGGAUCUCCCGUGUACGGCGAUAAUUCUCGCAUUUUCUUUUCUCACAACUCUGCUUGCAGCUGUCUUGGCUCUGGCGUAGGAUGUGAUUGCACAAAAACCUGUUCAUGCUAA